CUCUGACUGAGUAAAAGUUCGUCCGGGAUUUUCUUGUGGACAGUAUACGAUAAGAUGGCAAACAAAGGACAGCAGCCUCCUUACCUUCACUUGGCGGAGCUGACCGCAUCCCAGUUCCUGGACAUCUGGAAACAUUUUGAUGCAGACGGAAAUGGCUACAUCGAGGGUAAGGAGCUUGACAACUUCUUUAGUCAGCUGGAGAUUGCGAGGAGAGGAGCUGGUGUGGAUCCCUCAAAUGCAGCCUUUAAGGGGAGAAUGACAGAGUUCAUGCAGAAAUUCGACAAGAACAAAGAUGGAAGAAUUGAGAUGUCAGAGCUGGCUCAGAUCCUGCCCACAGAAGAGAACUUUCUCCUCUGCUUCAGACAGUUUGUGGGAUCCAGCACCGAAUUCAUGGCUGCCUGGCGGAAAUACGAUACAGACCGCAGCGGUUUCAUUGAGGCUAAUGAACUUAAGGGCUUCCUCUCUGACCUGCUUAAAAAGGCAAACAGACAUUACGACGACCAGAAAUUGCAGGAAUAUACACAAACAAUACUUAAAAUGUUUGAUCUGAAUGGUGAUGGGAAACUGGGUCUGUCUGAAAUGGCAAGGCUUCUGCCAGUUCAGGAGAACUUCUUGUUGAAGUUUCAGGGAGUCAGGCUGUCUGCUGAGCAGUUCAACGCCAUCUUUACAUACUACGAUAAGGAUGGAAACGGCUACAUUGACGAGCAAGAGUUGGACGCUCUCCUGAAGGACCUCUAUGAGAAGAAUAACAAGGAGGUGGACUCCAAGAGCCUGACCGGUUACAAGCAAAGCAUCAUGGCCCUGUCGGAUGGAGGCAAACUGUACCGCUCAGAGCUGGAGAUCGUUCUCUGCCGGGACCCCAUGCUGUGAACCUCUAGCUCAGCUCUGUCCCAGCUGCCUGAAUACUGUAACCGUGUGCAUGUGCCGGGCACCCCGUCCCCAUCCCGUCCCCACCCCGUCCCCGUCCUGAAGUGAGUUCUGGAUGAGUGUGCGCAGAAAAGCACAAAUCUGUCUGUUCUUUCCCUGCCCAAAACCCAAUCACCACUGCUUUCCUCUGCCUACAAACUACAGCUACUAUGAUGCCCUCUGCUCAAUUUUUAAACUAUAUAUUUAAAAAAAAUAAAGAGUCUUUCUGAAAGAGUAGCAGACUAAUAAUGGUGUAAUACAAUUAGAUAUGUGAAAUAUAUUUAUUUGGAGUGCUUGGCUUCUGGUUUCUUCCCUAUCGUUUUGUUUCCUCCUCAGUUGGUUUUUGUCUUCAUUUCGUUUCAUUUCAGCCCAGUUGCGUUGAGGUUUGUUGUGUUUUUGUUUGGCUGAUACUGUUUAAGGAUGUAACUGAGACUAUUCAUUAAAGUUAUGUGAUAUAAA
Molecule: messenger RNA, 1365 nt
Organism: Danio rerio (zebrafish)
Lineage: Eukaryota; Metazoa; Chordata; Actinopteri; Cypriniformes; Danionidae
Gene: calb2a
Product: calbindin 2a
Cellular component (GO): dendrite; synapse
Molecular function (GO): calcium ion binding
Source: RefSeq, marked provisional